This is a messenger RNA of Carlito syrichta (Philippine tarsier), 1712 nucleotides long. It is a transcript of the gene SNX17, whose product is annotated as sorting nexin 17. Bases 167 to 1333 code for a protein of 388 amino acids. The transcript has 14 exons. NCBI's taxonomy places the organism in Eukaryota, Metazoa, Chordata, Mammalia, Primates, Tarsiidae. Gene Ontology annotation, molecular function: phosphatidylinositol binding. Gene Ontology annotation, cellular component: early endosome. The record is from RefSeq and is a predicted model, not a curated record. Gene Ontology annotation, biological process: signal transduction; intracellular protein transport.
GACCUUUAAGCUCUGGGACCCCUUGGGAACGCAGUUAGCUCUCACUUAACUGAGCACGCUUCGGAAGGAGUAUGGGGCCAACGUGCUUCCUGCAUUCCCCCCAAAGAAGCUCUUCUCCCUGACACCUGCUGAGGUAGAGCAGAGGCGUGAGCAGUUAGAGAAGUACAUGCAAGCUGUCCGGCAAGACCCAUUGCUUGGGAGCAGCGAGACCUUCAACAGCUUCCUGCGCCGGGCACAACAGGAGACACAGCAGGUACCCACAGAGGAGGUCUCCUUGGAAGUGCUGCUCAGCAGCGGGCAGAAAGUUCUGGUCAACGUGCUCACUUCAGACCAGACGGAGGAUGUCCUGGAGGCCGUGGCCGCAAAACUGGAUCUUCCGGAUGACUUGAUUGGAUACUUCAGUUUAUUCUUGGUCCGAGUAAAAGAGGAUGGAGCCUUUUCUUUUGUACGGAAGUUGCAAGAGUUUGAGCUGCCUUAUGUUUCUGUCACCAGCCUUCGGAGUCAAGAGUACAAGAUUGUGCUGAGGAAGAGUUACUGGGACUCUGCCUAUGAUGACGACGUCAUGGAGAACCGGGUUGGCCUGAACCUGCUUUAUGCUCAGACAGUAUCAGAUAUUGAGCACGGGUGGAUCUUGGUCACCAAGGAACAGCACCGGCAGCUGAAGUCUCUGCAAGAGAAGGUCUCCAAGAAGGAGUUCCUGAGGUUGGCUCAGACACUGCGGCACUACGGCUACCUGCGCUUCGAUGCCUGUGUGGCUGACUUCCCAGAGAAGGACUGCCCUGUGGUGGUGAGCGCAGGCAACAGUGAGCUCAGCCUGCAGCUCCGCCUGCCUGGCCAGCAGCUCCGGGAAGGCUCCUUCCGGGUCACCCGCAUGCGAUGCUGGCGGGUCACCUCCUCCGUGCCACUGCCCAAUGGAGGCGCAAGUAGCCCGGGCCGGGGCCGAGGCGAGGUGCGCCUGGAGCUAGCCUUUGAAUACCUCAUGAGCAAGGACCGGCUGCAGUGGGUCACCAUCACCAGCCCCCAGGCCAUCAUGAUGAGCAUCUGCCUGCAGUCCAUGGUGGACGAGCUGAUGGUGAAGAAGUCGGGCGGCAGCAUCAGGAAGAUGCUGCGCCGGCGGGUGGGGGGCCCCCUGCGACGCUCCGACAGCCAGCAGGCAGUGAAGUCCCCGCCACUGCUUGAGUCACCUGAUGCCAACCGGGAGUCUGUGGUCAAACUCUCAAGCAAGCUGAGUGCUGUGAGCUUGCGGGGAAUUGGCAGUCCCAGCACGGAUGCCAGCGCCAGUGCUGUCCACGGCAAUUUUGCCUUCGAGGGCAUUGGCGAUGAGGACCUGUAAGCCUCCACAGCCUGGAAGUCCGCCCUCUGCACUAGAGGAUUCACAGAAACUCGCCCUGUGCCUGUGACCCCAAGCCGGAGGGUCUCUUCCUUCCCCUUCCUGCCUUCCCCUUUUUCCUCUCAGCCAGGGCCUCCUAACUCCCUUCUCCUGGGCUGGCUGCACAAAAGAUCAUCCCCUCUUUCUUCAGAGCUGGCCCUUGAUGCCAAAUCAGCAUUUAGUAUUUUGCACAAAGCCCAAGGGACCAUGGCUACCUGCCUUGGGAGGAACCACAGCCCCAGGGCAGCUUCUGGCGCCACGGGCUCGGGCCCAGGGGAUGGGCAGAGGUCUGUGUAUGCCUGGACCGGCUCCCCACCAUUAAACUCAGCCUGACUGCUGCCUA